This is a messenger RNA of Owenia fusiformis, 571 nucleotides long. NCBI's taxonomy places the organism in Eukaryota, Metazoa, Annelida, Polychaeta, Sabellida, Oweniidae. The record is from the annotation of a GenBank genome assembly.
UCCUGGCUAUAGUACAACAAUUAAGAUUUCUAGUUAAACACAAUAGCACAGUAAGACCUUGUUCUAUGGAACAGCAUUGUGUAAGGAACUCAUUUUUUCAAAAGAGUCAAGUACCAAUGGCUUACAUGUUAAGGAACACUUGUUUGCAAAGAACAGUUCAGGCCAGUAUGGAGGGUGUUCCAUAUAGACGGGUUUUACUCUACAUCCUAUUUAAGGGCAGUAAACUGCAAUGCAAUGCAUUAAAAUAUCCCCCUAUCUAUUGUAUACAUACAUGUGCAUGCACUCUCUCACUGUAUGUGUUUUGUCAAAGAAAGGACAGACUGGAUGGUAUGAACUACUUUGAUUGUUAUGGAUUUUACUAGAGAAGAAGGCAGUAAAUGGGACAAAGGGUCAACAGAAUAUUGGAUUGAUUGUUGAAGCUAUAGUAAUAGAAUCUCAAAAGUUCUUCAAAGUUAUUACAAUGCUUUAAAACCUGUAUAUCUAAACACCUCUGUAUACAUUGAAAUUUAAAUUCUUUAGAAAAUGACACAUUGAGUUAUUAAAUAGUUCCUGAUAUUCCUUGAAAACUAUG